UUUUCUAGAGAAAAAUGUUUUAAAAUCUCUUCUUGGUAUACUUGAAAUCAAAACUGAUUUCAGUUGCCUGCUGGUAGUUCAGGUCUAGAUAUCAGUACAUUGUAACAUCUUUGCAACUGUGGAUUCAGAGUGAAAAUUGCCCUGAAUUUUUGCUAUGGGUUCUUGAGAUUAAAGAGUUUCCUGUGCUGAGCUGCCUAGGUGAGAGGGGCUGUGGUGGCUGGAGGGGUUAAAGCUGGAGCCACUGGUGCAUAUAUUUUAGGGAGGAUUCAUAAAAACACGACAGUGGAGUCUGGGUCAAUCCAUUACUGUGAAUGAGCAGUGGCCAAUAGAAGGGGAACAGAAAGAUCCAAGAAGGCUGAGCAAACGUCAGACCCAGACACAGGACUCAACGGUAUAUUCCUGGACAGCGAGGUACUAUAAUGGCAACUGCAAUCUGUUUCAUCAUUGGCAUUUUAUUCAUAGCAGACACUGUAUGGACUCGAAGUGUGAGACAGGUCUAUGAGCUAAAUGAGCUAGAGGAUUGGACUGUGCAUGACUUUGAUUGUCCCAGGGAAUGUUUCUGUCCCCCUAGUUUCCCUACUGCUUUAUACUGUGAAAACCGAGGGCUCAAAGAAAUCCCUGCAAUUCCUUCAAGGAUCUGGUAUCUUUAUCUUGAAAACAACCUGAUAGAAACAAUUCCUGAGAAGCCAUUCGAGAAUGCCACCCAGCUGAGAUGGAUAAAUCUAAACAAAAAUAAAAUAACCAACUAUGGAAUUGAAAAAGGUGCCCUGAGCCAACUCAAGAAGUUGCUUUUCUUAUUUCUGGAAGAUAACGAACUAGACGAGGUACCUUCUCCAUUGCCAAGAAGUUUAGAACAAUUACAAUUAGCUAGAAACAAAGUAUCCAGAAUUCCUCAAGGGACCUUCAGCAAUCUGGAGAACCUGACCCUUCUUGACCUGCAGCACAAUAAACUUCUAGACAAUGCCUUUCAAAGAGACACCUUUAAGGGACUCAAGAACCUAAUGCAGCUAAAUAUGGCCAAGAAUGCCCUGAGAAAUAUGCCACCGAGAUUACCAGCCAAUACAAUGCAACUAUUUUUAGAUAACAAUUCCAUUGAAGGAAUACCAGAAAAUUAUUUUAAUGUGAUUCCUAAAGUGGCCUUCCUGAGACUAAACCACAACAAAUUAUCAGAUGCAGGUCUCCCACCAAAUGGGUUUGAUGUAUCAUCAAUUCUAGAUCUUCAGCUCUCUCACAAUCAACUCACAAAGGUCCCCCGAAUCAGCUCUCAUCUGCAGCACCUUCACCUUGAUCAUAACAGAAUUAAAAAUGUGAACGUCUCUGUAAUAUGCCCUACCCACACCAUGCUUCCUGCAGAACAAGAUUCCUUCAGCUAUGGACCGCAUCUUCGCUACCUCCGUCUGGAUGGAAAUGAAAUCAAACCACCAAUCCCAAUGGAUUUAAUGACCUGCUUUAGGCUCCUUCAGGCUGUCAUUAUUUAAACACAUCCCAACAAUCUAAAAUGGGUCAAUGAGUUAAUGCGUCUGACAUGAAAUUUGGUUACCAUUCAUAGGCUUGAAGACAAAUGUCUCAUUUCCAAUUGCUCUUGGCCACCAUUGUCAUUUGUGUAGUUUAUUUUUUCUAUUCAAAGAUGCUUUCACUAAUGAUAUGUAGCAAAGCUGGCUUUUCUUUAAUUAAUAAGACAGACACAGAGUUAAGAUAGUUUAUCAACUCAAAGACAGUUUUUCUUUGUCUUUUUCACAGCUUACUAAUACCAAACAAUGCAGUUGUAUUGUUAUGCAAUAAAAAGAACAUAUUUGUUUGCAAAUGCUUAACAUUGUUUAUGCAGAUGAUAGAUUUACAGUAUAAAUACAGUAAUCUAACAGGAGGUAGGAAGGUCUGAAGAAAAUGAAAAUUUAUAUGAGAUAUACCUUUAUUAUAAUUAUAAGGAAAUAAUUAAAUUCAGAUUGCAAAGUAGCUUUUGUAGGCAUAAGUUUGGUAUUUAGCUCGAGAAUGGGUAUGAAGUGCAUCAAAUACUUUAUAACAGAAUUCUAGUCAUUUAAUACCAAAUAACAAUCAACAGUCACAUUAGUACACCACUAUUUCCUAUAGCUGCCAUUCUUAGAUAUAGUACAAUGUUGUCUAGCGAUAACUCAUUUAUUAUAAAACAUUUCUGAAAGAAUGUUAGUGUGUCCAUAUGAAAUCCACUUGAGAUGCAACUUGUUCAGUUCUUAUGUUUGCCAGUGUUCUUUGGAUUUUUAAAUAAAAAGUGAAGACUUUCUAACAAAACAGAAGUAAAACUUUUAUUUCAGGGAUUUUAUUAAGAACAUAUUUUAACAAAAAGUGUUAUAGUAACCAUAAUUUCCAUUUUUCUAGCAUGAAUAUAUGCAAAUAUGCUCUUCUUUUUCUUCUAGUAAACAUAAUUUGAAAAUAUAUACUCUAAUCACUUAAGAUAGUAUGUCUAUUUCUCAUGAAUUAAAGUAAUAACCUAGGAUUUCAUAAACAAAGUAUACUUUACUUUAGACUUCUGAUUUCAUAAGUAAUGUUAUAAAUAAUAAAAACUCCAUAGAGAUUA
This is a messenger RNA of Manis pentadactyla (Chinese pangolin), 2551 nucleotides long. RefSeq names its product keratocan (gene KERA). The transcript is spliced from 4 exons. Gene Ontology annotation, molecular function: protein binding. Bases 420 to 1478 code for a protein of 352 amino acids. Lineage: Eukaryota; Metazoa; Chordata; Mammalia; Pholidota; Manidae. The record is from RefSeq and is a predicted model, not a curated record.